GCACAGGAAACGAGUGGGGGCAUCCAGGUCAGAUUUGGUGCUACAUAAGCCAACUAAACUGCAGACGGAUCGCCCAGUACUCUCCUACCUUCAGCGAGAUGAAGACGGCGGGGCUGGUGUUCAUCGGGAUGGUAAUCGGCUUAGCCGCCUCCUUCCCCCAGAACAAAGAAGGCGCCUUCUUCACCAACGAGGCCAUCCGCCAGGCGCAGAACACCCACCUGAUCCCACAAGGGGCCACCAUACAGAAAGUCCAAGAAGGGAUAGAACUGGCGGCAUACGAAAGCAUACCCGGCAACCAGAGGAUCAACCUUUUCGAAAUCCUCGGAGAGCACGUUCCACCUGAGGUCGUCAACAACCUCCAGACCCAGGUCGACCAAGUCGGAAAGUCUAGUUAAAAAAAUACUCCACAUUUAACUUCAUUUCAUUCAUCAAUCAUCUUUCUUCAUCUUCAUCUCAUUUUCACUUCAUUUCAUUUAAAUAAUUUGCACGGGCAACCUCUGAACCAUUUUUUUCCUUUUGGUAAAAAUCACCUUUUUGAUUAUAUAAAUAAUUAACGUUGCCUUUGUAAAUUUAUCAUUUCUUUUCAUCUUUCAUCGUUCAUCUUUCAUCCUAUCAUUUUCAUUUAUUCACAAAUCAUAUCACGCCCCAUCGAUCAUUUCUUUCAUUUCAUCUCAUUUGUACAUUAACUGUGGCACCUUCUCAAGUUCUUCGAUGUCUGUAGACUUUAUACUUUUGUAAUAAAAUUUUUUUACAAAAA
Cimex lectularius (bed bug) is the source of this 757-nucleotide messenger RNA. RefSeq lists its product as uncharacterized. NCBI's taxonomy places the organism in Eukaryota, Metazoa, Arthropoda, Insecta, Hemiptera, Cimicidae. The transcript is spliced from 2 exons. The coding region runs from base 99 to 395 and encodes 98 amino acids. The record is from RefSeq and is a predicted model, not a curated record.